Molecule: messenger RNA, 5875 nt
Organism: Rhineura floridana
Lineage: Eukaryota; Metazoa; Chordata; Lepidosauria; Squamata; Rhineuridae
Gene: VRK3
Product: VRK serine/threonine kinase 3
Exons: 14
Coding region: 805-2106 (433 amino acids)
Biological process (GO): peptidyl-serine phosphorylation; signal transduction
Cellular component (GO): nucleus; cytoplasm
Molecular function (GO): protein serine/threonine kinase activity; ATP binding
Source: RefSeq, a predicted model, not a curated record
GUGCGUGCGUGCGAAAGAGAAACUGAGAGGUGCCGAGACCUCACUAGGGACCCCACAUGGGCCGCUGCGUUCUUGCUCCCCAAACGCAAAAAAGGGAGUCGCUACCCAGUAUAGUAGACUGCAAAAAUGGGGAAACGACAGGAACUACGAUAUAUCACUAUAAUGCAAUGCCAACAAGUGUACAGGCAGCCAAAAUACUGUGUUUGGUAUCUAUAGCAUUAUUUACUGUCUGCUCUCUUUGUCACUGUAUUUUGGCUAUUUGUACAGUGUCUGUCGUUUUCCUAUUCUUGCAUUGUAUUACACUGAGUAGAGACUCCUUUUUUGCGUUUGUUUGUGGAAUCUUCUCCUUUUUGGCAGUUUAUUUUGCCCCCCCAAGACAUGAAGAGCCCCCGCAGUAGCCCCUCGAGGCACCAAAAAAGGUUCUGCCAGAAUAAGGCUGCCUCUAGGAGUAGCCCCAUUGCACUCAAUGGGAUUUAACGUCUGAGUAGAGACGCAUACGCUUGCGUCGCAAAUGUCUAGGUUUUUGACAUGCGACGAGGCUCUUCGGCUUUUUCUUUAAAAAACUAAAAGCAAAGCUGCAAUCCAAUACACACGUACCUAGGAGUAAGUCCCAUUGAACCCAAUGUAGCUUACGUCUGAGUAGACGUGCAUUGGAUUGCACUGGCAGUCUCCUUGAACUCGCUGAGACUGGUUUCUUCUGAGGCACUGGAUCAGGCUCAAAAUGCCUCCAGGCGAGGAGGAUUUUUGAGGUCCAGUCAAGGGGGGCAUUACCUCAGGAAAGCGGGCUUCAGCUGGAUCUGAGGAAUGGUCAAUUUUUGCCCACAGUGUGGAGAGAAGGUAGAGGCAACAUUUAAUUUUUGCCCCUCCUGUGGGGGAAGACUACCUAUGCAAGAGGAGGAACCCAUGCAAAUAACUCCAACUCCUUCACUGAAAGAACUAAGCCAGGAAGGCCAGGAUCACCUGCACAGGUCUCCUAUAAAGAAAAAAGUGGAAAUGUUACUAGACAAAGAAAAAGCUUGUGCUUCACUUAAACAGAACUUGGCAGCUACAUCACCAAAAGCAAAAGCAAAGCCCAGUUCCCGAUCUCCCAGGAAGGACAGGGGUGCCUUGGUGAGACCUCUUCCAGAGGGUGAAAUCCUGACAGACAUGAGCAGUAAGCAGUGGAUGCUUGGAAAACGUCUGAGCUGGAGUGACCGUGGACUGAUGUAUGAAGCUAGGUGUGUAUCUGAAGCUUGCCCUCCAAGGCAGAGAUACUCCCUCAAACUUGAUGCCAAAGAUGGACGGCUCUUCAAUGAACAGAACUUUUUUCAGCGAGCUGCAAAGAAAGCCACUGUGGAGAAGUGGAAGAAACAGCAUUCAGUACCAUUGCUGGGAAUCCCUGAUUGCAUUGGUUUUGGCCUCCACAAUAGUCACUACAGGUUCUUGGUCUUCUCUGAUUUGGGUCGCUCGCUUCAGUUGAUCCUGGAUGACACUGCAAACAAGAUGACGGAGAAAGCUGCCUUGCAGCUUGCAAUCCGACUGUUGGAUGUGCUGGAGUAUCUCCAUGAGAAUGAGUAUACCCAUGGGGACGUUGCUGCUGAGAACAUAUAUGUGAAUCCAGCUGAUCUUGCAAUGAUCACCCUGGCGGAUUACUGCUUUGCUUUCCGGUACAGCCCUGGGGGGAAGCACGUAUCUCAACGCGAGGGCAGCAGGACACCCCACGAGGGUACCAUGGAGUUCAUCAGCCUUGAUAGCCACAAAGGAGCCGGUGAUAUUUCUUGCCCAAGAAACAGAAUGUCCCCAUCCCGCCGGAGUGAUCUUGAGUCCUUGGGUUACUGCCUACUGAAGUGGCUGUGUAGCUGCCUUCCCUGGUCUGAAGAGCUGAUAAAUCCCUGUAUAGUCAUGGAGAAGAAGGAGAGGUACAAAACAGAUGUUAUCAAGCAUCCACGGCUCUCCUAUGGCUGGAGAGCAGUUCCAGAAGCCCUGCAGAGCUACCUGCUACAAGUGAUGUCCUUGGACUAUGAAGAGAAGCCAGACUAUGAAGAGCUGCGAACAGUCCUGAGGAGGCCUCUUGAGCUGAUGAGAGCAUCUGCCUAUGACUCAGUGGAUCUCAAGGUGGCACUCUAGGGUCUGAGAAGCUGAGAGAAGAUGGUGCAGAGAGUCAAACCCACUAGAAUAUCCUUACACCGGAGCAGCUGGGAACACAGUUUCUGGAGUUCUUUUGCAGCUGACUUUUGACUGAGGAAGGAAUGGGAAUUUCUCACAACUGUUUGUUAGGAUUUUGUUGUGUGAUCUUUUAUAGGAUCAAGCUUCAUCUAGCUUGCCUAACUUAGUGAGCUCUAAUUAAUGUGAAGUCUGAAUUCCUAUUUGGCAGAUAGCUGCUUGAGCGCUAUUUUAAAAUAGCAGCCCCAAUUUUUUCUGUGAGUAGGAAAGACUGAGCCUAAAGAGGGGAAACCCCUAAGUUGUUUUUAAUGUGUUACGUUGUAAAUAGCGGCAACCACUUUGCAGUUUUGCCUCCUUGCAUUCAUUGUGUCUUAAUUGUGUGUUAAUUUUAUUUUAAUCUAAUCAGCCCUGGAGUCCUGUUGUCAGGUGGAAAAUUGGGAUAUAAUUAUUUUUAAAUAAAAAUAAAUAUUUUGUUCAUUUUUCUAAUCAACCAUUUUCUUAUGAGCUCUCGGAGCUGUAUUUUUGUUCGUGGCAACAAAGACAGAUAAUAUUCAGGAACAAGUACCUUUAUUUCUGUACUGUCCACCACAUUUCCCUGUUUUGGAUCACAAGGAAGACUGUGUUCAGUGAAGCUGUGUAAGGAACUUUCUCCUUGUCUUCUGCUCUGUUUUUCAGAGCAGAAGAGCCUUCUUCAGGGCAGACAGAGGCACAAGUAAUAUAUAAAGAGCAGAAACAGCAGGUUUGUAGUCCAAAGUGUAAGCCUGGCUUCACAAUUUGCAUAACAGACAUACAUACCAGCAAUGCUUGCUUCAGCUUAUUACUUUUUCCUCCCCACUCAUGCUUCAAGUGGGCAAUCUGCCAUUUUUGUUCUUGUUUAAAGCAGCACCUUUUUAAAAUGGCAAUGAAAUCACAUUAAAAAAAACAGUUGAAAAAGCUGCUCUUGAGGUUAUAGGAGGAAAAUGUGAGCUUGUGAGACCCUGGAUCCAGCUGGGCCCCUACAGCCAGUUUUCCUGGAUUUAAAUUGGAUCAUGCUAUAGACUUGCAAUGCUGCUUUUUCAGAGUCUGUCCUUAGGAGAAGAAAAAGCACAUGUGUACUAUAUGCAGUUAGGGUGCUUCCAAACCAGAUCCACUGUUUUAAAAUACAUUACAUCUUUCUUUACCCAGAAGCACCCUGCAGAGAGGUUGAAAGGGCCAAACAGUUCAGGAGUACUCUUUUGUCCCACCCACCAAGGAACAGGUGAGGAUGUUUGUCCUAUUUUUCCUGAGAUAUAGCCAGGAUAUGCCAGGAGCUGCUCAUGUCGUCGGUUUCUCAUGCUGGGCAACAUCUCUGGUUAGGAUCUCAGUUCUGGCUAUUAUUCUGAAAAAAAAGAAAUUUCCUACAAUGUUAUCUGGAUGUAUUUCUCUUAUCCAUUGUUGUUGUUUUUAUUGAAGAGCUGGAUAAAAACUCUUUAAAUGAAAGUGUUUAUCUGUGUUCUUUUAUACUGCAAAGAACAGCCCAGGGACAAAAGGUGACAAGAGACAAAUCAAAAUGCAGCAAGAGGAAAUGGUGCAAAAUACUCCAGAUUUUUGUUAACUGGUAGAAUCUGCAUUAAUCUUUUUUGGAAGGUACACAAAACUACUAGUAAUAGAGCAAUUUAAAGUGUAAUUGUUUAAACUGGAAUAGUACAUUAACUUGUGCUGUUUAAAGAUGGUUUAGAGUGGGUCCUGUAACAAAAUGUUGCAGUGUGUAGAGUGCUCCUGUUCACUGUUAAAUCAGCCAGCCAUGCCCUGUUCCGGGAUAUUCCAUUCUGUUCCCCACCACCACCAGUUUUCUGUUUUUCCCCAGCAGUAAGUCAACAUUCUGUGGCCACUGAGCAUGCCCAGUCCUCAUUGGGUUAUUUCUUUUGUGUGUGGAGGGAGUCCCUUCUGGGUUUUUUCCCUAAACAAUUUUUUGUGCUUCUGCAAACCUUUGGUUCCUCCAACACUGCUGAUACUUCCUUCUUGUGUGUGGAUGUUGCCACUUUGGCUACAUUAGCAAUGGCACUCACACAGGAACAUUGGAAAUAGAGGGAAUAAUGUAACCAUGGGGAUAUAAUUCACAUCCCCUUUAUCUAGAAAACCAUCUUGCCACUUUCUUUCUUUUCCUUCUUUUUCAUGCCCAAGAGCAUCCUGCUGUUGUGUUUGCUUCAUUUUUUAACAUAGCCGAAGACCUGUCUUGUAUUGGGAUGAGAAUGUUAAAGCUAUCCUGUUGUUAGACCCUGGUAAACCAACAUGGCCUUUCUGAGGAGAAGCACUCUGGGAAUUGAGCAGGGAAAUUUCAUUCUAUUCUGUUUUACACGAGUGCUUACUAUGUUCUAGUUCCAAGCCAAUCCCUUGAGUCUUGUCUCCAGGCAACAGACACCGGCUCCUGCAGCAGCUUUUUGGGGAAGAACAACGUAAUUGAGUUGCUUCGCUUGCUUUCUUACUGGAGAUUUCUUUUCCUCUUCUUUAUUGUUCUGAUACAAUUUGUUCAAAAUCUGUAGACCAAUUAAGACAAGUGUUGUCUAUAUUGUGAAUUUCAGGAAAAUUCAGAGCGCUGGUAGCUUAGCCAAUAUGAAGCACACAAUAAUGUUACCAGAAUGUAAAGAAGGAGUGGGUGGAUAUGAGACAGGAAACUCUCUCAAACUGGCAGAUGAGUAGGACAUUAUUUGAGGCAAGGUGAAAAAUCCAGAGCCUCACUGGCCAUAGGAAGGAGGGCGAGGAAGAAAUACCCAUGGAGGAAUGGUGGAGGAGGCAUAGUUAUUUUAUACCUGUGCAGAGCACCUGAUAGUUUUGUCAAGUACAGAUAAGAUGAUGAAUGUGACUGAAGAAUAUGAUCAUCACUAAAGAUAUGAUGGAUAGAGAGCAGGCCUGGUGCCAGCAGGCAGCCAUGAUGGGCCCUGGCCGAGGGCCUCUGAAGGGACCUACCUUAGGGUGGGAGGGUGAAGCUCCAUGAUCCGGACCAGCGUUGGUCUACUGCAAAUCACCCAGAAAUCUAUCAGAUUCUAAUGUUCCUUCUGCUAUCCUCCUCUUCUUUGGAGGAAAUGGGAUAUGUCACUUAUGGAGCAUUUGACUAUACUUGUCUAGAACAGGCUCCCGCAACCUAGUACCCUCAAUCUUUUGGACUACAUUUCCCAUUAUCCCUGACAUUGGUCAUGCUAGCUAAGGCUGAUGGGAGUUGUAGUCAAAAAAACUAAUUGGGGAAAGCUGGUUUAGAAUCAUACAGAUGGCCAAUUGACUAGUCCAGGAGUGGCCAACAUGGUUUCUUCAGAAGUUAUUGGACAACAACUUCCAUCAGCCACAGUCAGUGUGGCCAAUGGUCAGGCAUGAUAGGAGUUGUAGUCCAGCAACAUCUGGCUACCCCUGGACUAGUUCAUUGACCAUAUUUUACCAGGUAAUUGGCUGGCAUCCCAAGGAAGAAAUCUGAUUAAUGCUUUUUUGUUGUUUUGUUCAGGGAAAGAAAAACCAAAAGUCUGGUAGGCAGAAAUAGACUUUGCAAGGGGAAUGCAGGAAGCUGGUAGUAGUCAAGUCUCUAGUAAAUAAGACAGGAUUAGUGUUCUAAAGUCAUUCAACAUAAAUGAAGACCUCCAUCCUGCUACAUAAUUUAUUUCUUGGGAGCGAGGAAUUAGGAGAGAGAAGAAGGUGCUUAUACCGAGAGGUAUGUAAGUGAUAGAAUGGCAAAAUAUAAAUCUUCAUAUGUAUAAAUAAAUGCACUGUAUGCUUCUUUGGUAUAGUU